UGACGUAAUGCCUGGAGUCUGAGGUCCUGACAAGCGAUAACAUUUCUGAUAAAGAACUGAGCUGACUGCAAAACUAACCGUCUGUUUUUCUUUUUAUUAUUAUUUCCAAUGCACAGGCGCGUUUUUUAGCAUCAACCACAGUCACCCCGAUUCCACUUGCACAGGGAGAGAGAACCGAAAUUUAAAAUCCCCUGUAACAAAAAAGAAAUAAUACCCCGAGAUCAACAAACAAACAACACAAAGACGGUUCAUGGCUUACGCCAAAGCUCCACCAUCUUUCAGACUGCAAAGACUAUUACAAUUUAAUCAACAGAUAUGGUCCGAAAAAAGAAUCCCCCUUUGAGAAGCUUUGGUGCUGAGGAGGAGGCAGGAGAAGUAUUGUCUGCGGAGACCACAGGUGCCGAGAGCGAGGACGUGGGAGCGCAGAGAGGGAGUCGAAGUCGGGACCUCGGUGCGACUCACAUGCAAGAGGAGCCGAGCCAGAGCGAUGGUGCGCUGGUGCCAGACAGGGAGGAGGAUCAGUACGCGCUUGUCUCGAAGCCCUCUCCCGCCAUCAAAAGAGACUUGAAAAGCGUGGCGGCAGGGAGCGAGCGGCCUGGCUCCAAUUAUGAAAGCCACAAGAAGGGAGGAAAUGUUCCGUCCUUCCCCCGUGAUGAGGUGACGGACAGAAAUAUGCUGGCGCUCUCAUCCCCAGCUGCCGGGGGAGUCUGCGACAGGCCGGAGUCUCCGGCGAGAUCGGAAGCAGAUGAGUGCGAGGGCCGGGCCAGCAGCCUGGCCGGCGACCCAGGGGAGAGCGGAACAGGCAGGGACAAUGGGGAGGGGCUACGAUGCUCGCCGGGUGCUCAUGCAGACAGUGCUGGUGGUGUUGCUGGUCAGGGCUGUGCCAGCAAUGGAGAGGACAGGGAGGCCCCUGACAGCCCCUCGGUGCCUUCGGCUGUGGCUUCCGUCACCGAGGUGGCUGCGGAAAGGCCCAGGAUGCCCUCUCAGUUCCUUCAUCUGUGCAGGAACAGCGAGGGCACUGGCGACACCUCAACUUCGCCCUCCGUGGACCAUGGCGCACGCCCGCCCUCAUCCCCCAAGCUGCAGGACUUCAAGUGCAACAUCUGUGGGUAUGGUUACUAUGGCAACGACCCCACGGACCUGAUCAAACACUUCCGCAAGUAUCACUUGGGCCUGCACAACCGCACAAGGCAGGAUGUGGAGCUGGACACUAAAAUCCUGGCGCUGCAUAACAUGGUGCAGUUCUCGGCUCAGGCCCACACCAAAGAAAUACCCCGUCUGCACACUCAAGGCAUCCUUCCUGGGGUGCUGCAAGACACGGGUGCUCCCAGGCCCAUGCUGGUCAAUGGUACCUACGAUGUGCAGGUCACGCUGGGUGGCACCUUCAUUGGUAUUGGGCGGAAAACACCGGAUUGUCAAGGGAACACAAAGUACUUCCGCUGCAAGUUCUGCAACUUCACUUACAUUGGCAGCUCUUCCUCUGAGCUUGAGCAACACUUCCUGGCCACGCAUCCCAACAAGAUGAAGACACACCCUCCCUCAGCAACCCCAGACGCAAAGGUUUUGGACAAGAAUGGGACUCCUGGCAGGGUGAGCUUCCUCUCUCGUGGGCCUGCUCAUGUGGUUGAGCUGGGGAAGUGGCCCGACCGUGUGGCCGUCCGAGCAGAGGAUGACUCCAUUGCAGGUUACUCGGUCAUCAUCCAGCCUCUGGAUUCUCCUGGUCAAAACUCUGGAGAUAACGGUGGCGGGACGGCCACUGGCAGCACGGGGUACUACUGGUGUAAGUACUGCAGCUUCAGCUGCGAGGCAUCCAGCUCGCUCUCUCUUCUAGAGCAUUAUGGGAAGAAGCAUAGCCAGGCAGGCAUCAGUGAUGGUGUGGAGAGCCCUGGCCACGGUGAUGAGGAUCUGGCCUCAAAGAGGAAAGACCUCCUGAGCAAAGCUGGUGUGAGCGACCUGGAGACGGUGGUCACCAGCUACAACUGUCAGUUCUGUGACUUCCGUUAUUCCAUGAGCCACGGGGCAGAUGUGAUCGUGGUGGGACCCCUGCUGCGCCACUACCAGCAGGCUCACAGCAUCCACAAGUGCACCAUCAAGCAUUGCCCCUUCUGCCCACGUGGCCUUUGCAGCCCAGAGAAGCACUUGGGGGAGAUCUCUUUCCCCUUCGCUUGCCGCAAGGGCAGCUGCUCACACUGUGCCCUGCUGCAGCUGCAGCUUCCCCCUGCGGCCAGGCCCGCGGUCCAGCACCUGUGUGACCAGUGCCCCUUCGCCGACGUUGACAUUGACGCUCUCCUCCAGCACUACGACAGCGCUCACAGCUCCCAUGUGGUGCUUGAAGCGAAACCAGAGGAAGAUGCUGCAGGAGCUGAAGCGGAGGCGAGUGCCACCCAAACCAGGGAGCACAGGGAGCAUGCGUGUAGAAAGUGUGACUUUGUCACUGAGGUGGAAGAGGAGAUCUUUCGUCACUACAGGAGGGUCCACAGCUGCUGCCUGUGUCGCCACUGUAGCUUCACUGCCACCGACACCGCGGCCCUGCUGGAGCACUUCAACUCCGCGCACUGCCAGGACCCUCCCGACUCCUCCCCCUCCCCUGCCAAUGGAUGUGCUGCCCCCUCCAAUGUCACCGUCAAAGAGGAGAGCAAAGGUGACCUGAAGCUGUACAGUCUGGUACCCCCCGAAGCCAGACCGGCGGAGCUGAGUGUCGGGGCAGAGGGUGUAAAACGGGAGGCGCUUGAUGAGAAAGAGGUGCUCAGGGAGAAGUGCUGGGGGGAAGCGACAGGGGGCUUAGUGUGGGUCCCUAAAGACCGUGCGGUGGAUAUCCUGAGGGGCAGUCCAUCACAGUACAGCCAGGGUGCGCUGGGCCUGCUCAACGCUGUGGCGGCCUCUCAGGAGCCUCAGCAGCAGAAGACCACCAUGCUCAGGGAUUCCCCCAGCCUGGUGUUUGGCUUGGGUGCAGACACUAAGGGCUUCCUGCAAGGGGCACAUCCCAGCGCAGCAGACAAGUCCAACCAGCUGGCACAGCAGUAUUCCUCCAACACGGACAGCAAGUCCAACAAGGAAGAGUCUCAGUCGCUUCUACGGAGACGUCGAGGCUCAGGAGUGUUCUGUGCCAACUGCCUCACCACAAAGACUUCACUCUGGAGGAAGAACGCCAACGGUGGAUAUGUAUGCAAUGCGUGUGGCCUGUACCAGAAGCUUCACUCGACUCCAAGGCCCCUGAACAUCAUCAAGCAGAACAACGGGGAGCAGAUCAUACGCAGACGCACACGCAAGCGCCUCAACCCAGAUUCCAUCCCGCCUGAGCCUGUGAGCUCGAAACAGCAGCGAGUCAGUGCUGAGGAGCAGGUCAACGGUAGCCCACUGGAGCGACGACCAGAAGAGCCUGGCCCUGAGUCCCAGCCACGGGGGGACGUCCAACCAACGAUGGGCAAGUUUGAGGCUUACAGCUCUUCUGGAGGCAAAGGCCACCCCAGCCCCCGCUCCACCCAUGCUUUCCUGGUCAGCCAGACGCUGGAGAUCCACAAGCGCAUGCCUCCUUUGCACAAGAGCCCCCAAGACAGCGGGACAGAAGGGAAUGGUGUUGGGAUGGGCGUCGCUGUGACGAGUGAAGGGAAGAGCAAUUCGGAGCGGGGCAGUCCGAUAGAAAAGUACAUGCGCCCAUCCAAGCAGUCCAGCUACUCCCCACCCGGCAGCCCCAUCGAGAAGUACCAGUAUCCAUUUUUUAGCCUUCCCUUCUUUCAUAAUGACCUGCAAAGCGAAGCUGAUUGGCUGCGCUUCUGGACUAAGUACAAGAUGUCUGUGCCAGGGAACCCACACUACCUUAGCCACGUUCCCGGCCUGCCCAAUCCUUGCCAAAGCUUUGUGCCUUACCCUACCUUCGGCCUGCCUCCGCAUUUCCCUCCCCCAGGCCCAGACAGCGAUAUUCCCCUGGACCUGGCCAUCAAACAUUCCAAACCGGGCCCCACUACCAAUGGGGCUGCUGCCAAGGAAAGCCCACCUGUUGUGAAGCGAACACCGCCGAUGGCAGAGAAGGGAGAGGAAGAGGAGGAGGAGGAGGAGGCAGUCAGCGUGGAGCCCACAGCCGCAGCAGCUAGUCCCCCACCCCAGAACGUGGAGAGGGGCACUCAGGACGAGCUGUCGAGCAAGUGUGCUCACUGUGGCAUUGUCUUCCUGGACGAGGUCAUGUAUGCCCUGCACAUGAGCUGCCAUGGCGACAGUGGCCCGUUCCAGUGCAGCCUCUGCCUGCACACCUGCGUAGACAAGUACGACUUCACCACGCACAUACAGAGGGGGCUGCACCGACCUGCAAGCGAGACGCAUGCCAAGAGUCCAAAGGAAUGAACUGACCACACAAACUAGCACGUCUAGCACAACUAACUUUAUAGAAGGAAUGGAAAACUGAAAACUUAACUGCAGAUGAACAAAAAAAUAAAAGGAAAGAAUUAAGGUUUGCUAACAGUGCUGCAGUAGUUUAUGCUAUAUUGCAGCCAGUGUAGGGAACUAAUGA
Messenger RNA from Scleropages formosus (Asian bonytongue), 4504 nucleotides. It is a transcript of the gene trps1, whose product is annotated as trichorhinophalangeal syndrome I. The coding region runs from base 316 to 4338 and encodes 1340 amino acids. The transcript has 6 exons. Gene Ontology annotation, cellular component: nucleus. Lineage: Eukaryota; Metazoa; Chordata; Actinopteri; Osteoglossiformes; Osteoglossidae. Gene Ontology annotation, biological process: regulation of transcription by RNA polymerase II. The record is from RefSeq and is a predicted model, not a curated record. Gene Ontology annotation, molecular function: DNA-binding transcription factor activity; RNA polymerase II transcription regulatory region sequence-specific DNA binding; zinc ion binding.